Menidia menidia (Atlantic silverside) is the source of this 2820-nucleotide messenger RNA. NCBI's taxonomy places the organism in Eukaryota, Metazoa, Chordata, Actinopteri, Atheriniformes, Atherinopsidae. The record is from the annotation of a GenBank genome assembly.
AUGCCUUCCACACAGGAUUGGAUAAGCGACCCUAUGGGUGUUGUUGAAGGGAUGUUCGCUGCCUCCCAGAACAGUCCGAGCUCAGCAUGGGAGGCACAGGCUGUGGAAUUUUUCAAAGACCACCUGAAAGAGGAGAACGCUCAGAUGAUGGUUCCGUCUCUGAACGACGUCCCCCUGCACUACCUGAAGCCCGACAGCCUGGUGAAGUUCCGCUGCCUGAUCCAGGACAUGUUCGAUCCAGAGUUCUACAUGGGAGUGUAUGAGACUGCUAGUCCUUCCACACAGGCUAAAAUUCUGCGUUGUGGGAAGUACAAAGACGUGACAGAGUCUGGGGUGGAUUUUAACUCCAGGAACACGGUGACGGCAGAGAGGCAGACGUUCUACUGCGUGCCGAUCCCCGGCGAGAAUCAGUGGGUGAAGGAGAUAUCCUUGUGGGAUUUGUUGGUGGAAGCCUCCCGCGCUGCGUCGCGCUCCUUAAUCCAUCUGCACAGGUACGCCGGCGGCAGCCAGGCCAGGGUCGUCCCCUCCACCUCGUACGUGCCCAGCCGGCAGAAGAGGAGCUACGAGGAAGAUGACGACAUGGACACUCAGCCGCAGAAGCAGCGGGACCCGCAUGCCGGUCCUCAGAGCCCUCUGGAGCAGCACGGCAACGGCGACUGCAAGCGGCAGGAGACGGAGGCUCCCUCGAGCCAGGCCGCGUCGGCAUCCCACCUGGACCUGAAUUUCCCCCUCCCGGGAGAAAAGGGCCCCUCCUGCCUGCUCAAGGCGUGUCCCGCCUCACUGUUCCCUGCCAUUUUUACAACUGUCGUCUGCAGACCUUUCAGGUCUAAAAGUGUGUACGAGGAGUGGGACAGCUUCAAACUGAACGACACGCUGGAGGUCUACGGCAUCCUGUCGGUCAGCCCGGCUCUGAGCGCGCUGGCCGAUGAGAAUCCGAGCUCAGCAUGGGAGGCACAGGCUGUGGAAUUUUUCAAAGACCACCUGAAAGAGGAGAACGCUCAGAUGAUGGUUCCGUCUCUGAACGACGUCCCCCUGCACUACCUGAAGCCCGACAGCCUGGUGAAGUUCCGCUGCCUGAUCCAGGACAUGUUCGAUCCAGAGUUCUACAUGGGAGUGUAUGAGACUGCUAGUCCUUCCACACAGGCUAAAAUUCUGCGUUGUGGGAAGUACAAAGACGUGACAGAGUCUGGGGUGGAUUUUAACUCCAGGAACACGGUGACGGCAGAGAGGCAGACGUUCUACUGCGUGCCGAUCCCCGGCGAGAAUCAGUGGGUGAAGGAGAUAUCCUUCCUCCCGCGGUUAAGUCUGCCGCCAGCUGCGUCGCGCUCCUUAAUCCAGCUGCACAGGUACGCCGGCGGCAGCCAGGCCAGGGUCGUCCCCUCCACCUCGUACGUGCCCAGCCGGCAGAAGAGGAGCUACGAGGAAGAUGACGACAUGGACACUCAGCCGCAGAAGCAGCGGGACCCGCAUGCCGAGCCCUCUGGAGCAGCACGGCAACGGCGACUGCAAGCGGCAGGAGACGGAGGCUCCCUCGAGCCAGGCCGCGUCGGCAUCCCACCUGGACCUGAAUUUCCCCCUCCCGGGAGAAAAGGGGCCCUCCUGCCUGCUCAAGGCGUGUACGAGGAGUGGGACAGCUUCAAACUGAACGACACGCUGGAGGUCUACGGCAUCCUGUCGGUCAGCCCGGCUCUGAGCGCGCUGGCCGAUGAGAAGGACGCCUCCUCCUCGUCCCUCCUGGACCCCUCUGAGAGCAUGGAGACGGCAGAGGAGCAGAGAGUGCACAGCCCCCCGGCCUCGCUGGUCCCUCGCCUCCACAUGCUCCACUUCAAGCGGCUGGCGCACAACAACCCCCUGCUGCCCCACACCAGCCUACAGAACAGUGCCUUUUUGUCAUCCACCCUGAGCGAAAUGGCCUCCGUCAGGGCGGAGCUGCUCUCGUACCUCACUCAUGUCCUCCUGGGCGACGCUUUGGCCGCCGAGUACCUCAUUCUGCACCUCAUUUCCAACGUCUACACCAGGCGGGACGUUCUCCCGCUGGGGAAGUUCACCCUGAACCUGAGCGGCUGCCCCGUCACCGCCUCCUACCCCGAGCGCCUCUACCAGAUCCUCCAGCAGCUGGUGCCUUCGUCGCACUACCUGGGCAUGAGCCUGCACAACAUGAACCAGACGCGGCUGGUGCCCAAGAAGGACUACGCGGCCAACCGGCUGGUCAGCGGCGCCCUGCAGCUGGCUGGGAACACCUCUCUGUUCCUGGACGAGACCAAGCUGGAGCAGGGCCAGCUGGACGCCCACGGUGUGCGUAACGUGACGGCCCUGGGGAACCUGAUCUCGUGGCAGAAGGUUGAUUAUGACUUCAACUACCACCAGAUGGAAUUCCCCUGCAAUAUUAACGUGCUGGUGGCGUCGGAGGGCCGCUCGCUGCUGCCGUCCGACUGCCAGGUGCACCUACAGCCCCCGGUGGCUCCGUCACACAUGGAGGAGUACCUGGGCGGUAUCCACAUGCAUCCGCAGGGCUCAUCGCAGCUCAACAAGUUCCGCAUCUACCUGAGUGUGGCCCGGCUGCUCGACUACAGCAUCUCGGACGAGGUGACAAAGUCGGUGGAAGAGGACUUUGUAGACAUGAGGAAGGACGACCCCCAGAGCAUCUCCGCCGAGGACCUGCACAGGAUGCUGGUUGCUGUCUCUGAGCCUGGGGGAGAGCUCUCUGACCAGAGAGGGCUGGCUCAAAGCCAAACACCUGGAGAUGCUGCGGAGGAGCCGCAUGGAGCAGCACAAGAGCGUCAACGGCAACGAGCCCUGAGCACAGAAGCCCCGGCCUCC